AUGUCCUAUCAUGUAUCUCCAUCGUGUAAUUCUAUGUGUCAAAAUAAUGGUACAUGUAUCAUUGAAAACGGUUACAAAUCUUGUUUAUGCUCACAAGCAUUUAGCGGACAACAAUGUGAAAUAAAUAUCGAUGAAUGUCAAUCAUCCCCAUGUAAACACGGUGGAAAAUGUAUUGAUGGAUUAGGCCAAUUUAUAUGUUCUUGUCCAAUAGGUUAUAGCGGUUCCUUGUGUGAGGUCAUUAUCGAUCCCUGUUUAAACAAUCCAUGUGAAAAUAAUGGCACAUGUAUUCGUCUUCAAACAUCCAUCUCUUCUUCGUCUUCUCAAAUUGCAAAUAAUUUCCAAUGUGUAUGUCCACCCGAUUAUUCUGGUCGUUAUUGUCAGCUCUAUGUCAAAGAUUAUUGUAUUUCAUCUCCAUGUUAUUCAUAUGCCACUUGUGUAAACUUACCGUAUCCAAAGCAAGGUUAUUUCUGUUAUUGUCCACCUACUCAUCCUCCAUCGACAUCGUGCGAUCGUUCACAUCCAUAUUCAAUUCAAACGUCAAAAUUAUGUGAUCAACGUGAACAAUGCGUUUAUGGAAACUGUACAAACGAACGAUGUUCAUGUUUUCAUGGUUGGACCGGCGAUAAAUGUGAUCAAGAUAUUGAUGAAUGUUUACAAAAUCCAUGUCCGAGACAAGGAACAUGCUAUAAUACGCUAGGUUCCUAUUUAUGUUUAUGUCCAUCAAAUUCGGCUACAGUAUCAUGCCAAAGUGAAAAAUCGAAUGAAUGUAGUGAAUUUAUGUGUUUAAAUGGCGGAACAUGUAAUGUGAGACAAGAUGGAAGUGCUUAUUGUCGUUGUUCACCUUCAUAUUAUGGUUUUUAUUGUGAAUCAUAUAUUGGUAUAAAUGAUCGACUGAAACAAGAUGAUUAUUGUACAUUAAACAAUUGUCCGUCAAAAGCCCAAAAUGGUCAGUGUGAUCAAGAAUGUAACGUUGAAAUAUGUGAUUAUGACAAAGGUGAAUGUUCGUUUAAUCGACAACCAUGGCACAAAUGUAAACAAGCGAAGUUAUGUUCACAUUUAUUUAAUAACGCACAAUGUGAUCUACAGUGUAAUACCAAAGAAUGUUUCUAUGAUGGUGGAGAUUGCGAGCAAAAGCAACAGCUAAUACCGCAAUGCAAUGUAACCUAUUGUGACGAGGUUAUUCAUAACGGACUAUGUGAACAAGAAUGUAAUACAGUACAGUGUAAUUUUGAUUUUGAAGAUUGCCAACAGAAAUCAACAUUUUUCUCGAAUAAUUUAUUAGGAACAAUCGUAUUUGAAGUUAAAUUAGAUAAAAAUGAAUUUGACAAUAAAAAAUUAAAUUUUACAAAUGCUUUAUCUGAUAUACUUCGGAGUCAAGUUAAAAUAGCUUCGAACAAAGAUGGAAGUGAACUGAUAUUGCCAUGGUACAAAGAAAAAGGAAAUGACAAAAAGAAACAAAUGGGAACAAAAAUCUAUCUAAAUAUAUUAAAAAACUCCUGUAACAAUAAAACAAACAAUGAUGAACUGAAUUGUUUUGAUUCAAUUCAACAAGCUGGCGAUUACUUAUCCGCUCUCGAACAACAAGGUCGACUUGAACAUUUACUUCAAGGUGUACCAGUUAAACAUUUAAACAUUGUGCCAGAAAGUGAACAAGUUAAAGACCGAUCAAAAUUAAUUUAUUUACUAUUUUUUAUUCCGUGUUUUCUAUUCAUUGUUGCGUUGAUAUCGUACACAAUCAUUCGUCGACCAAAAAUUAUUCAUGCACCCAUUUGGUUUCCACCAUUAGCAACGGCAGCAACAACGAAAAAUCAGUAUAACAUUGGUAGUGGUGGUGGUGGAGAUGUUGGCUAUGAUAAAAAUAAUAAUAAAAUACAAAAAUUGACGAAAAAAGUUAAUGAACAAGACCAUGAACUACAACAACCGAAAACAAAACGUCAAAAAUUAAAUAAUGAGGAAGAUCAAUAUGUUACACUGCCCACGCCACCAAGUGAACAAUCAACAUCGUUAAUUAAUCAUCCGGGACCAAGCAAUAUAACACCAAUAGCACUUGCGAUUAUGAAACGAAAUCCAUUAGGAAAAGAAGAUUCAACUGAACGAUUGGAACUAGAAUUUUAUAUUAACAAUGGUUGCGAUUUAACUGUUCGAUUACCGCCAAAUGAUGAAACAUUGCUUCAUUUAGCAUGUCGCUAUUCUCGUCUAGUCGCAUGUGAACUAAUAUUAAAAUACGAAGAAGACUUGAUCAAUUCACGUGAUAUCAAUGGCGCUACACCAUUAUUGUAUGCUGUUGGUACAGGUUUAUUGCAUGUUGUUCAAUUUCUUUUACAACAUCCAAAAAUUGAUGUAAAUACAUGUACAUACAUUAAUCAGUCAUCGUAUGAACAACCGUGCGGUGAUAAUCCAUUACGAAAAGCUAUUCGAUUAGAGAUGAAUGAUAUUGCCAAGUGUUUGCUUCUAACACGUCAAGAUAUACAAGUUGAUGCACAUGACAGAUGGGAUAAAACAGUCAAUGGCGAAGAGAAAGAGCCUCGUGGCCGAACUGCAUUACAUUGGGCUGCAUCUGUUGAUAAUGUUGAUGGUGCCGAAUUAUUGUUAAGAAAUGGAGCAAAUAUUGAAGCACUCGAUGAAAAUGAUGAAACACCGUUAUUUAAAGCCGCUGCUUCUUUAAAUUUUGAAAUGACAAUAUUUUUAUUGAGAAAUAAUGCCAAGCAACAAGUUAUUAAUUCAUCCGGACAAACACCUCAAACAGUGGCUUACAAAAAUUAUCUUUCGCAUAAAAAUGAACAAUAUUUACAGAAUAUUAAAGCACAAUCACAAGCUGAAAUUAAUUUUCAAAAAUGGUUAUUCGGACAUUAUCCAUUACCGUGUGAUAUGAGUCUCGAUGCAAAUACAAAUCGUAAGAAGUCGAAAAAACAACAACAACUAAACAGUGCCACACGUAAUCUAUAUAAAAUGGAACUAUCCUCUAUUCCCACACCUCCAACACCUUCACAUUACAUGUUAUCACCGCCAAUAACAUUCAAUUUUCAAUGUCAACAAUCACAUGUGGCAAUGAAACAACAUCAGCAACAACCAUCAUCCUACAAUUCUUAUCCGCCAUAUCCCACAUCAUCGUCGACUAAUCAUUAUUCCAUGUCAUUUUUAAAUGAUUUAUCUUCAUUCUCAACUCCAUCAUCGUUAUAUGAAAUAAAUAACACUGAAUUAUAUUCACACAUUACUGCUCCGUCAUUUUAUGAUUUUCAUUGUGUAUAG
This is a messenger RNA of Didymodactylos carnosus, 3249 nucleotides long. The record is from the annotation of a GenBank genome assembly. NCBI's taxonomy places the organism in Eukaryota, Metazoa, Rotifera, Eurotatoria, Philodinida, Philodinidae.